AUGGACGCAUACUAUGAGCUUAUCGACCGCCUGAACAAGAACGAGGGGACAAAGAGAGAAUUGCCCACAGAUCCUGGUUGGAAUUCCGAACACCUCAACCAUUGCUGGGAUUACCUACGACAGACUAUUAUGUGUAAUGCAGAUGUGACGCUCGAGUGGCGCAAGUACAACGAACAGGUCGGGACGGGGUGGGGAUAUCAGCAUCAGUGCAAGGACUGGGAUGCGAUCAUUGCCUGGGCAGAGAAGUACAGGUACUCGAACAACUGGGGUAUCCUCAGAGGUGGAGGUGAAAGGAUCCCACUCCAAUGA
This is a messenger RNA of Colletotrichum scovillei, 309 nucleotides long. RefSeq lists its product as uncharacterized. Gene Ontology annotation, biological process: mycotoxin biosynthetic process. The record is from RefSeq and is a predicted model, not a curated record. Lineage: Eukaryota; Fungi; Ascomycota; Sordariomycetes; Glomerellales; Glomerellaceae. The coding region runs from base 1 to 309 and encodes 102 amino acids. The transcript has a single exon.